Paramecium pentaurelia is the source of this 841-nucleotide messenger RNA. NCBI's taxonomy places the organism in Eukaryota, Ciliophora, Oligohymenophorea, Peniculida, Parameciidae. The record is from the annotation of a GenBank genome assembly.
AUGCAAGAAUCUGGAAUAUAUGAUUAUAUUUGCAAAAUAAAAAUAAAAAGGAUGCAUUAAUAUUCUAAGAAGAAUAAUUUUAAUCUCAAUUUUUAUUAGAAGUAAAGUUUGUUUCUAUCCUUAGACUUAAAAAUAUUAUAAGAAUGAAAUAGAUGAUAAAUUAAACUUAACUACUACAGAGUUUAUAAAUUGGGCAAAUUCCAUUUCAAAUUAGAAAUGGAUAUAUGUUCGGGAAUGCUAUCCAAAUAGUUAUUAAGCAUAAAUUCAACAAUUAAAGCUGAUAAUAGUCAGUAAUCAAGCAGCUAGACCGAUGAAAUAAAACUUUUCUUCAAAUAUAUAUUCAAAUUAAGGAAUGAAUAAUUAAAAUAUAAAAGUAUUUUGAAUAAAAAGGAUAGGGUUUAAAUAAUUCGGUUGUUAGUUAAUAAUAAAUAGAUUAAAAAAGUAUUUAGUUAAAUUAAUUUUUAGAUGAAGCUGAACUCUAUUACACUAAUAUACUAAGAUUAAUGGAAAAAACUUAAGAUAUUUGUUUUAAUUAAUUGGAAAAAGAACCUGAGUCAAAAAUUUAUACAGUAAAUCAUUAAUGUACUUGUAAAAUAAGCAUGAAAAAUCUCCAAAAAUUUUAGCCAUAUAUAUUGAUAUCAUCAUAAGAAGAGAUGAAGGAAGAAAUGAAAUAGAAACUGAUAAACUAUUGACUUAAAUUUUUUGUCUCUUUCAAUUACUUUAUCAACGAGAUAUUUUCUUUUCAACAUUAUUAAGAACUAUUAUCCAAAAGAUUGCUCAAUUUUUAGUAUAAACAUCUCUAACUUUAAAAAUAGAAAUAAACUAAAAAUAAAUGAUAUGA